Mauremys reevesii (Reeves's turtle) is the source of this 801-nucleotide messenger RNA. Its product is annotated as olfactory receptor 12D2-like. Lineage: Eukaryota; Metazoa; Chordata; Testudines; Geoemydidae. Gene Ontology annotation, molecular function: olfactory receptor activity. Gene Ontology annotation, biological process: G protein-coupled receptor signaling pathway. Gene Ontology annotation, cellular component: membrane. The record is from RefSeq and is a predicted model, not a curated record.
AUGCUUGAGCUACAGAGACAUUAUGUGAUACCACAUAUCUUACACAAGGCUCCAGUGAGUAAGGAUUCCAAGCACAUCUUCUUCUCCAUGGUCACCAUGCCCAAGAUUUUGGCUGGCUUCCUCUCAGGGCACCAGGCUAUCUCCUUCACCAGCUGCCUGGAGCAGCUCCAUUUAUUCCACUUCCUGAGCAGCACUGGAGCCGUGCUUCUGGCCAUCAUGACCUAUGACUGCUAUGUGGCCAUCUGCACCCCACUGUGCUACACAGGGGUCAUGAGCCCACGGGUGUGACUGCUCAUGGCAGCGGCCUGGUCCAGUGGCUUCCUGAAUGCGCUGAUGCACACAGUUAAGAACUACCGGCUGCACUUCUGCAUCCACCACUUCUUCUGUGACAUCGAGCCCCUGCUGAGCCUGGCCUGUGGCAGCAUCCGCCUCAACCUGAGCCUUUUCAACAUCAUCACCGGGGGCAUCAUAGUCAUCCCCUUUAUCCUCACGCUCCUCUCCUACCUCUACAUUGUCUCCUUCCUCUUCCUGAAGGUACAGUCAUGGGAGAGCAGGAGGAAGGCCUUCUCCACCAACACCUCCCACCUCACGGUGGUGACUUUAUUUUACAUGCCUGGUAUCUUUAACUUAGUACUUCCAUCUCUGGAGGAUACCCCAGAGCAGAACAUGAUAGUCAUCCUCAUGUAUAGCAUCAUCACCUCAGUCCUGAACCCCCUGGUCUGCACCCUGAGGAACUGGGAGGUGAAAUCUGCCCUGAAGAAAAUAUUAGGAAGGAAACUGUUCCCUGAAGGACAUGAAUAA